CCGUCACCACCACCGGCGUGUAUCAACCGAGGAAAGUCAAGAUGGCGACCGAGGGUCAGUUCGAGUAUGAGUCGGUCCUCUGUGUCAAACCUGAAGUCAACGUUUACCGAAUCCCACCGAGAGCAUCCAACAGGGCUAUCAGGGCUGCUGAUUGGAAGCUGGAUGCUCCUGACUGGCAGGGACGCAUGCGUGUGACGGCCCGUGGCAAAGUGGCCUACGUAAAACUGGAAGACAAAAUCUCUGGGGAAUUAUUUGCCCAGGCUCCAAUAGAUGAGUAUCCUGGCAUUGCAGUGGAAACAGUCAGUGACUCAAGCCGUUACUUUGUGCUUCGCAUCCAAGAUGAAAGUGGCCGCAGUGCAUUCAUAGGCAUUGGGUUUGGAGACCGAGGCGAUGCCUUUGACUUCAAUGUAGCGCUUCAGGACCACUUCAAGUGGGUAAAACAGGAAAAUGAGUUCAUAAAACAGGCGCAGGCUCCAGACUCAACUCCUAAACUGGACCUGGGCUUCAAAGAAGGGCAGACUAUCACUCUCAAUAUUGGGCAAUCAAAAAAGAAGGACAGGACCCGUCCACAGAGUUCAGGUGGCUUUGGACUUCUUCCACCCCCUCCUGGAGGCAAGCUUGCCCCGCCUCCUUCUAGAUCUACCAAUCAUAACAUACAACCUUCUCCAGGAGGAAGUGAAACUGGUUGUUUGCUAGAUCUGGACUCCAGCAACUCCAACUCAGUGGCUCCAUCGAACCCCACCACCACCACCACCACCACCAACUCUGAUCUGUGGGGAGAUUUUGACUCUGUUUCUCCAAAGUGAGGACAGAACAAUUUUGUCUUUCUCCCUUUUAUCUUUAUGUGCUUUUUUGCUGUAUUUUUUGCAACUUUGUUUUCCUCAUUAAGAGGUCCUGUAUCUCCCUGCAAGGCAGGGUAGCCCACCCCACCAGUUUGUGUUAUUUUAGUUCAGGUUUUCAUUUAUCUGUUGAGAUAAGUUUGAAGUGAAUAGGCAAUCUGUAUCAGUCUUAAUUCUAAUCUUUAUUGUUAAAGUGAAUCUGCAUUCCUUUCUUUUAUUUGAAACCGUCUUUCCAUCCAUCUGCCAUUUUCUUCCAGUUUUGCAACGCUUCAUUUUUUAUUUCAUAAAAUGCAUCCUAGAGUAUACAUUACUGAAAUAUGAUAAAGGGAGACAUAUACAGACACAAUCUGCUGAUGAAACAAUAUUAAAUAUACUACUGAAUGGAAUCUAUGUACAGAGAAUAUUUAUUUUAAAUGUGUAUAUAUAGUGUGUAGUUUGUAAUUACUGUCGCUGGUGUUGUCACUUGUAUGUACCGUUACUUAUUUUUUUCCAAGCCCCCAGCAGGGGACUGACUAUAUGCACUGACUGAAGAUCUGAUCUGUCCAGGUAGUUAGUAAAGCAUAAAGUCCUCAUUUUAAACAGGGAUUGUUUUUAUAGUAGGGUUAUGACAUAGUGAAGUUUACCACUACUAUUUUACUUGAAAUAGGCUUGCUCAGCUCUAGAUGAUUAAUCAGGUAACUCUGUAACUGCUCUCUAGCACCGCCUAGUGGUUUCUUGAGAUGCUGCAGGAUCAUUUAGGGAGAAGAUGACAAAUUGAGUUGCAGCUGUUGAACAUAUUUCAUUGGGGAUGGGUCCUGGGAAGUGUUUGCAUUGUUUCAACUGUUGUAAAUCAGUGCAGACACAGGAAAGUCCUAAUGUUGGAUGUGGUAGAGUAGGGUGUAAGCAAAAGGAAAAGAGGCAGCAAGUGCUUUUAUCUUUGCCUCAAGAGGAAACGGAGAGGAUUUAGUCAAUGUUAUGUCAUCUUCGUUCAAGACAGCUGUUAAAUAUGUGACUCUGUGAGUCAUUUAGGUCAAACCCUCUCUCCUGCUCAAUGAAUAGGUCUGUGUUUCUGCCAAUCUGAGGAGGGCUUCAGUUCCCCCUCCCAUUUUUUUCUGUUAAGGUGAGCAGGACUGAGAUUGAAACAGCAUGUUGUACUGUACAAACACAUUCUAACUGUGAACCUAAAUUCCAUGUUCAAAUGUGACGUUUGGGUUUUCUGAUUCAGACAAAUGUAAUGUGGGACCAAGUUAGUCUGUGUUUGAUGCUUUAUUUUGUUGUGAUGUUGUGUACUGAGGGAUGGAUUGUGUUUCACUGAUACACAUGUUGUCACAGAUGUGCAGUGAUGAGUAGAGUGAUGAUGGGUAAGAAUGUUGGUGUCAGUGUUUGUUUACUGUCCAAGUUAUAUGCAUUUUCCCAGGUCUCACUUGUUAUUCAAACUGUAUAUGUGUAUUGGAUUGUACAUUGAAAUGAAUAUGCAAAGAAAAACAUAAAGAUAUCACUUGAUGAC
Messenger RNA from Sphaeramia orbicularis (orbiculate cardinalfish), 2325 nucleotides. Its product is annotated as adaptin ear-binding coat-associated protein 1-like. The coding region runs from base 42 to 806 and encodes 254 amino acids. NCBI's taxonomy places the organism in Eukaryota, Metazoa, Chordata, Actinopteri, Kurtiformes, Apogonidae. Gene Ontology annotation, biological process: endocytosis. The record is from RefSeq and is a predicted model, not a curated record. Gene Ontology annotation, cellular component: clathrin vesicle coat; membrane. The transcript is spliced from 7 exons.